Messenger RNA from Aspergillus ochraceoroseus IBT 24754, 949 nucleotides. RefSeq lists its product as uncharacterized. The coding region runs from base 181 to 675 and encodes 164 amino acids. The transcript has a single exon. The record is from RefSeq and is a predicted model, not a curated record. NCBI's taxonomy places the organism in Eukaryota, Fungi, Ascomycota, Eurotiomycetes, Eurotiales, Aspergillaceae.
ACAAGGUCAAUGAGGACGACGUGGACGAUGAAAGUAUUGAUGCUUUUGGAUUCAGACGGGGCAGAUUUGUGGUAGGUUAACUGUCCAAUAAUACAGGCUAUGCGCAUGAGGAUAACUCUGGCUCUGAUUAAAUAGACAAACGAUGAAUACGAGGUUGACUGUGCGAUAUCUCCAGCCUUGAUGGACAGGAUUACUGAGCAUACCGAAACCCGUCGGGCACUUCAGGAAGGCCAAUACACACCUACGAGGUCAGAUUCACCAAUCAGAACGCGACGUCGCCGAGAUAUAGUGCGAAUUCCACCUACAGUGUCCCGUUAUUAUGAAACCAGAAAUUCCUCGGCUUCAUCCUCAUCGGAUGAUGAGUGGCUCACCUCACGUAGAAGAGGAGUCAUCUCUAAUGUGGUUGACACCGGAAGCCCAAACAGACGACGACGGCCCUUAAUUAGAAGCGAUAGGCCCAAUCGUAUACUUUGGAGAAGAGAGCGAUAUCCGUCUUACUUACCUCGCGACUGUUGCAGUUGGCCAGGAUGUUAUAGCAAAUAUAAGCAGCCGCUCUGCAGGGAUGCGUUGAAUGACCUUUUCUGGAACUCAUCGAAAGCGACACAAACCUCGUCGCCUGAACUGGCGGAUGACGAUGUCCAGGGUAUGGUGACCUGUUUUGCACAAUGCGGUUGAGCUUGGGCGCCUGUUGAGCCAGACAUGUACAUAUUGCUAACUGGAAAUGCAGCUUAUUUAUCCUGGCCAGUCUACGUGAGUGCGAUGACGGACCGCCACGGACUGUCUCAAGUCCAAGAUACUGAGGACACCUUUGGACUGUACCGAGAGUCUACCAAGGGCACAGCUCCCAAGAGAGAACCCAGCGGGGAUGCUGAUACUGUGGAUAUUGACGAUUCUCCUGCGUCCUAUGUUUAUAGAAGCUUGAGCGAGCGUCGCGAAUAUAGUAACCAGG